AUGGCUAACCGCAUUCGAGCCUCGUUUCGCAAGUCCGCUCGCUCGCCCAGAGCAGGCGACGGGAAGCAUCGCAAGGAUGUCCUGGACUCGCUGCAGGAGUUGCGCAACUCGAUCGAGAAGCUGGACGAUACGGUUCAGCGUUUCACAUUCUACAACCUACAAAUGGCAGCCUUGCGGGUCGGAAUCGACCUCAGUCUAUUCAGCUCCCUUGUGGAGAGCGAGAAGCCUCUCGCUGUCGGCCGCAUGCUUCGUUACCUCGCGUCAUUCGGCGCCAUCAAAGAGACCGAAAAGGACACCUUCACUUCCACCAACAUCUCCUCCACCUUUGCCCUGUUAGGCUUCCAAGCCGCCAUCUGCCACUACGCUAACACCGCCCUCCAACGGGCCUUCAACACCACCCAACCUGCCUUCUUCUGGCUACAAACCCAGCCCGAAAAGUUGGCUUUAUUCCAGGAAUACCUCACGACCAACUGUGCUGGGAUGUCCACCUUCCUCGACGCCUACCCCGUCCGCGAGCACCCCACCGCCCUGCACCCGGAGCGCGUGUUCUUCGUCGACGCCAUCGCGUUCCGGAACCGCUACCGCGAUCUCGCAGGGCGCGUCGUCGUCCAGGAUCUGGCGCCGACGCUGCAGCAUGCCAUCCAGCAUGCGGGGGUGGAGAUGAUGGAGCAGGAUUUCUUCCAGCUGCAGGGUAUUAAAGGGGCGAAAUUCUGUUACUUCCGGAACAUCUUCCACGAUUGGCCGGAUAACAAGGCGCGGAUCAUCCUCCAGAACACGAUCGAGGCGAUGGCGGAGGACUCGAUCAUCUUGGUUGACGACAUGGUGCUUCUAAAUGCCGGCGUGCAUUGGCAGGCCGCGCAGCUGGAUAUCCUCACGAUGACGAUGUUGGCGGCGCGGGAGCGAACGCAGGAGCAGUGGGAUCAGUUGCUGCAGAGUGCCGAGUUGAAGGCGACGAGUAUCCAGACUUAUACGGCAAGUUUGGAGGAUAGUGUUAUUGAGGCUGCUCCGGUUUGA
Aspergillus brunneoviolaceus CBS 621.78 is the source of this 1014-nucleotide messenger RNA. Its product is annotated as S-adenosyl-L-methionine-dependent methyltransferase. The record is from RefSeq and is a predicted model, not a curated record. The coding region runs from base 1 to 1014 and encodes 337 amino acids. Lineage: Eukaryota; Fungi; Ascomycota; Eurotiomycetes; Eurotiales; Aspergillaceae. Gene Ontology annotation, molecular function: O-methyltransferase activity. The transcript is spliced from 7 exons.